AUGGCACCACGUUUCAAGAAUCGCUACCUCGUGAUUUUUAUCGCCGCUUUAAUCGGCCUGUUUUUAUUGGAUAUUAUUUCAUCAUUUCUCGUCGGCCAUUCAUCAUCUGAUUUGUCCUCGACAAAAACGACUGAUGCGUACAGAAACAAGAAUGUACGAUUAUUCGCCGCAACGCCAUUUUUUGGCAGACCCAUUGACAAUUCGUGGCUCAGCAAAUGUUCGGAGUACUGCAAACUGGUGGAUAACAGCGAAUCAGCUGAUGCUGUCAUGUAUCAUAUUCCCGAUUAUCGUUUCCUUUCUACGAAUGAACUAAAAUCGAAUCAAAUAGCUGUUAUAUGGAGUUUGGAAUCACCCAUAUAUCAACAUUUGAGUCGGGAACUGAGAGGUCGAAUCAAUUGGACUAUGACGUAUCGGCGAGACUCGGAUGUUUGGUUUCCGUAUGGGGUGAUAAGGAAACGCGAUAAACCGAUUCAAAUUGAUUACGAUAAAAUAUGGCGAGAUAAGAAACGAAUGGUCGUGUGGCUGGUCUCAAAUUGUGGUCAUGCUAAUGGACGCUUGAUAUUAGGUCGUGCUCUUCAGAAGUCUGGUCUUGAGUUGGACAUAUUCGGAGCUUGUGGUCAGCACAAAACACCAAAUGACUGUGAUGGCGUCAAGAAACAAAGUGAUCAGUGUGUAGCAGAGCUGUUUAUGCCCUAUAUGUUUGCGUUAUCGUUUGAGAAUUCACUGUGUAAGGAUUAUAUAACCGAGAAAUUCUUCGAGGUUCUUCAGAAGAGAUACGCCAUACCGAUUGUUAUGCGACGUAAAGACUACGAACAUAUUGCGGCCCCUCCAAAUUCUUUCAUCGCCGUUGAUGAUUACAAGAAUAUUGAUGAACUGAUCAGCGAUAUCAAAACGAUAGCGAGUAAUAAAUUCACCUAUUUGAAGUAUCAUCGUUGGAGGGAAUCCUACGAAAUACAAAGUGAUUAUUUCCACAUCGAUGAUACUGGAUUUUGUGCACUUUGCAAGAAACUUAUGCGACAAAGAUUUUCACGAAAACAUUACGACGAUGUGGCUGCGUGGUGGAAUUCAAAUGAGAUUUGCGAGAUUCCACAAGACGGAUUUGUGAAUGAAUUUCUGAGCAAGUCUGGCAUGGUGGUACCGCAAGUUCGAUAA
Anisakis simplex (herring worm) is the source of this 1152-nucleotide messenger RNA. Lineage: Eukaryota; Metazoa; Nematoda; Chromadorea; Rhabditida; Anisakidae. The record is from the annotation of a GenBank genome assembly.